AUGUACAUUAUGAUAUAUCAGAUGGUCAUGGAGGUUCAGGACCACAACCCUUCAUCUAUUUACUUCGUUGCCUUCGCUUUCUGCUUUCUCUUCGUCUUAUUCAAGAUCGUUCAAAGUUGGGGUUCCUACAACUCCUCUACCAAUUUACCCCCAGGACCUUGUACACUACCUCUCAUAGGAAAUUUACACCAUUUUGUAGGUUCAGUGCCUCAUCGCUCCUUAAAAAAAUUGGCAGACAAGUAUGGCCCGUUAAUGACCAUAAAACUAGGAGAGGUGUCGAACAUCAUAGUCACUUCACCGGAGAUAGCCCAAGAGAUUUUGAAAACACAUGAUCUCACUUUUUGUGAUAGGCCUAGCCUUUCAUCCUCCAGAAUUGUUUCUUACAAUUAUACUAACCUUGCCUUCGCUCGAUACGGAGAAUAUUGGAGGCAACUACGAAAGAUAUGCACAGUGGAGCUACUAACGACGAAGCGCGUGCAAUCUUUCCGCUCCUUAAGGGAAGAGGAGGCAUCAGAAAUGGUUAAAAAAAUAGCUGCAAGUGAAGGGUGCGUUAUUAAUCUCACCCACAACAUUUACCCGAUGACUUAUGGAAUAACGGCACGAGCAGCUUUUGGUAAAAAGAGCAGAUAUCAGCAAGUGUUCAUAUCAAAGAUCGAGGAGCAAUUGAAGCUCAUGGGAGGGUUUUCAGUUGCUGAACUCUAUCCUUCUAGCAGAUUGCUUCAAAUGAUGGCGAAUACCAAACUUGAGAAAGUCCACAGACACAUUGAUAGGAUUUUGCAGGACAUCAUCGAGGAACACAGAAAUAGAAGCAGCAGCGACCGUGAAGCAGUGGAAGAUCUGGUUGAUGUUCUUCUCGCGUAUCAGGAAAAGGGUUCCACAUCUCACUUAACCGAUGACAACAUUAAAGCCGUCAUCCAGGACAUAUUCACUGGUGGAGGCGAAACUUCAUCUUCUGUGGUGGAAUGGGGGAUGUCGGAAUUGAUAAGAAGUCCAAGAGCGAUGGAAAAAGCACAAGCUGAGGUGAGAAGAGUGUAUGAUAGCAAGGGAUAUGUGGAUGAGACAGAGUUAGAGCAGCUGGUAUACUUAAAGUCCAUAAUCAAAGAAAUAUUGAGGUUACACCCACCUGUGCCACUGCUAGUUCCUAGAGAAAGUAGAGAAAGGUGCCAAAUUAAUGGAUAUGAGAUACCCUCUAAGACUAGGGUCAUCCUCAAUGCUUGGGCAAUUGGAAGAGAUCCUAAGUAUUGGAGUGAAGCUGAUAGUUUUAUACCCGAGAGGUUUCAUAACAACUCCAUUGAUUUCAGAGGCACAGACUUUGAAUAUAUCCCUUUUGGUGGUGGAAGGAGGAUUUGCCCAGGCAUUUUGUUUGCCAUCCCCAACAUUGAGUUGCCACUUGCUAGUUUACUUUACCAUUUUGAUUGGAGGCUUCCCAACCAAAUGAAGAAUGAAGAACUUGACAUGACUGAGUGUAGUGGAAUUACUCUCAGAAGAGAGAAUGAUCUUUACUUGAUUCCCAUCAUCACUCGUCCACCUUCAAAUAUGUAA
Molecule: messenger RNA, 1542 nt
Organism: Sphenostylis stenocarpa
Lineage: Eukaryota; Viridiplantae; Streptophyta; Magnoliopsida; Fabales; Fabaceae
Source: the annotation of a GenBank genome assembly